This is a messenger RNA of Gadus chalcogrammus (walleye pollock), 3232 nucleotides long. RefSeq names its product HECT and RLD domain containing E3 ubiquitin protein ligase 3 (gene herc3). The coding region runs from base 42 to 3194 and encodes 1050 amino acids. NCBI's taxonomy places the organism in Eukaryota, Metazoa, Chordata, Actinopteri, Gadiformes, Gadidae. The record is from RefSeq and is a predicted model, not a curated record. Gene Ontology annotation, cellular component: cytosol. Gene Ontology annotation, molecular function: ubiquitin protein ligase activity. The transcript is spliced from 24 exons. Gene Ontology annotation, biological process: protein ubiquitination; ubiquitin-dependent protein catabolic process.
UCCCGCCUGACCCUCCUCCCUCUACCACCACUACCACCACAAUGCUGUGCUGGGGCAAUGCCAUGAGCGGCCAGUUGGGCAUCGGCGAGGAGCAGAGCCCUGUGUGCGAGCCCAGGGACAGCCAGGCCUUCGGUGGGAAGGGGCCUCAAGAGGUGGCCUGCGGGGGUGAACACUCCCUGUUCCUGCUGCAGGACGGCAGGGUGUUCACCUGUGGCUCCAAUAGCUCUGGGCAACUGGGACACGACAAGCUGGGCGCCUCGCCAGAGCCGGUGCAGACGCUGGAUACCCAGAAGAUAACGGGGGUGUCGUGUGGCCGGGACCACUCAGUGGCACUGAACGCCCAGGGCCAGGUGUUCUCCUGGGGGGCCGGGGCCGGGGGCCAGCUGGGCCUGGGUACCGCUGAGGAGGCCGUUCGCAUCCCCAGGUUGAUCAGGAAACUAUGCGAGCACCGCAUCUCGCAAAUCAUGUGCGGUAACCAGCAUUGCAUCGCUCUUUCCAGAGACGGCCAGUUGUUUACGUGGGGUCAGAACACCAACGGUCAGCUGGGCCUAGGGAAGGGGGAGCCCAGCUCGCUCACCCCUCAGCCCCUGAAGUCUCUGGCGGGUAUCCCCUUAGCACAGAUCAGCGCCGGAGGGGACCACAGCUUUGCCCUGUCACUGUCCGGGGCGGUGUUUGGCUGGGGCAAGAACAGCGCCGGCCAGCUGGGCCUCAACGACGAACAAGACCGGGCUGUCCCAUGCCACAUCAAGGUCCUCAGAUCCCAGAAGGUGGUCUACAUCAGCUGUGGAGACGAACACACUGCUGCCCUGACCAAGGACGGCGGCUUGUUUACGUUUGGGGAGGGCUCCAGAGGUCAGCUGGGCCACGACUCGGUCCACAACGAGCCGCUGCCCAGAAGGGUGCUGGAGCUGAUGGGCAGCGAGGUGUCGCAGAUCGCAUGCGGCAGGUGCCACACCCUAGCCUACGUGCCCUCCUCUGGGAUGGUGUAUGCGUUUGGCUGCAACAUGCACGGACAGCUGGGCACGGGCACGCAGCAGGACGCCCGAAGCCCCGCCCCCCUCCAGAGAAGCCUUCUCAUUGGACGAUCCAACAGAACAGAAUCAGAACAUUGUUCUAUCACUAAAAUCAACUGUGGAGGAGAUCAUAACUUCAUACUCUACUCAGAUGAACAGCCUCUGUAUGCUCAGCACCCAGUCCUCUCACAAGACUUCCGGGUGCUCGACGUCUCCAGAGGCAUCUCUCAGAUCAACAGUGACAGCUUGAACACGUGGAGGAUGAAACUCACUGACAACACAGACUCCACGCUCACCAAUGACAUCAUCCUUCUGUUCUCGUCCACGGCCUGUUGGAACGCUAGCUUCCUGGACCAGAGUGACGACGGACACUUCAAGACCAACCCCAAGGCCCCCGGGAUCGACCUGGGCUCGGUCAGGUCUCUGUUCCAGACGCUCGGCACGCCGCCCUACUCCGGCCUCCUGCAGCAGGCCACCAAGAGCCUGGAGAGCCUGCUCAUCCCCCAGCUGCCCAGCUCCCCUCCGGACGUGGAGGCCAUGAGGAUCUACCUGAUCCUCUCAGAGUGCCCCGCCCUGCAGGACACCAGCAACUACAUCAGCCUCAGCAUCCCCCUGGCCAUGGCCAUCCUCAGGCUGGACCCCAACCCCAGCAAAGUCCUGGAUAACUGGUGGUGCUUGCUGGACGACGGGGUGUUCGCCCGGCUGGUGGACACCUACAAGAGCAUCGUGGUGUACCUGCUGACGGGCGGCAAGACCCUGCUCAUCCCCGUCUUCCACGAGAGCUACAUCAGCGCCACGCUAAAGCUGCUGGACAAACUGCACAAGGUGAACCUCAAGGCCCAGCAUGUGGACUACAACCGCUUCUACAUCCCAGACGUCACCACGCUGGUGGACAUCCAGGAGGACUACCUCAAGUGGUUCCUGAGCAAGGCCGAGACCAAAAAGAAAACACCAUCGAUUCAGAGCUCGGUGACCCUGUGUGCCUACCCGUUCAUCCUCAACGCCCAAGCCAAGACCACCAUGCUGCAGACGGAUGCUGAGCUACAAAUGCAGAUGGCGGUGAGCGGGGCGAACCUCCAGAACGUCUUCAUGCUGAUCACCCUGGAGCCACUCCUGGCUAGGAACCCUUUCCUCGUGCUGCACGUGCGCAGGGACCACUUAGUCAGCGACGCGCUGCGCGAGCUCACCAUCUACUCAGACGUGGACCUCAAGAAACCCCUCAAGGUGAUCUUUGACGGAGAGGAGGCAGUGGACGCGGGCGGGGUGACCAAGGAAUUCUUCCUCCUGCUCCUGAAGGAGCUGAUGGAUCCUGUGUACGGGAUGUUCACCCACUACCCGGAGUCCAACCUGCUCUGGUUCUCCGACAAGUGUUUCGUGGAGCACAACUGGUUCCACCUGAUCGGGAUCAUCUGUGGCCUGGCCAUCUAUAACUCCACCGUGGUGGACCUCCACUUCCCCCUGGUGCUGUACAAGAAGCUCCUGGCCGUGCCCCCCAGCCUGGACGACCUGAAGGAACUCUCCCCCACCGAGGGCAGGAGUCUGCAGCAGCUGCUGGACCACGACGGAGACGAUGUGGAGGAGGUGUUCUGCCUCAACUUCGCUAUCACCAGGGAGAACUACGGGCUGACGGAGGUGAUGGAGCUCAUCCCUGGAGGGGAAGACAUCUCUGUGGACCGGAGCAACAGGAAGGAGUUUGUGGAAGCCUACCUGUGCUACGUGUUCAGUGGCUCGGUCAGCGAGCUGUACUCUGCCUUCUCUGCGGGCUUCCUGAAGGUGUGCGGGGGGAACAUCCUGUCCCUCUUCCAGCCCACAGAGCUCAUGGCCAUGGUUGUGGGCAACGACAACUACAACUGGGAGGAGAUGGAGAAGAAUGCGGUGUAUAAGGGGGAGUAUUCAGCCACCCACCCUACAGUCAGGAUAUUCUGGGAGGUCUUCCAUGACUUCCCUCUGGAAAAGAAGAAGCAGUUUCUGUUGUUCCUGACGGGCAGCGACCGCAUCCCCAUCCACGGCAUGGCCAGCCUGCGCAUCGCGCUGCAGUCCACCACGGCCCAGCAGCACUACCUGCCCGUGGCGCACACCUGCUACAACCUGCUGGACCUGCCCCAGUACCUCACCAAAGACACCCUGCGGCGCCGCCUCACCCAGGCCAUCGAGCAGUACGAGGGCUUCAGCCUGGUGUGACCGGGGGAUGGGGAUGGGGAAGGGCCCCGGGACUGUGU